AUGCUUCUACAUGGAGCUUACAAACGAUCCUUUGCCGAGAGUGCAGAAGAGCCAGACUCGACAUCAGGACAGGACGGUGAUAAUUACGCCUGGGCUCGGCACUCACCCAGUGUCACGGCGGAUCUACCCAGAGCCUCCACCGUCGCCAGUGGCCCUGCGCAAGAUAUCCGACUCGAUGACGAUGGGAAUGGAGGCUCAGAAUCUGCUUCUUGGGACCAUGCCGCAGGCGCGCAAUUGACCUCGGUCGUUGAUUCAAACGUGGCAUCGGAUCGCGUCAAUUCCGAGGCGCUAGUCAGUACACCGACGGGCAGCUCAAAAGCACCCACACCGAAAAACGUCAAGAGGCCGAAAUAUACUAUACCUGAUCGAAGGAACCGAAAUCCGUGCGUCGCUUGUACUGUCCAAAGCGUUCGGUGUGAGAUGGUCGACCGCCGACCACCGUGCACGAGGUGCUGCGAUCUAGACCAACCGUGUGUGUUGAAGUAUCCAGGCAAGAAGCCUGUUGCCCGACCCCCUCUGCGGCACAAGAUGACAUCUUCAACGUCGCAAGACCGACGAGGAGAAGUCGUGUCGCAGCUCAAAAGCCCCACAACAACCCGGGUCUCCCAUGAUCAAGCCUCCGCGACUAUCUGUACGAGAUGCCGCACCUUGGGGAUCCCCUGUAUCCCCACCCGUACGCCAAGGUGUGUCGAAUGUCGAGAUAAGCACACCAAAUGCAGUCUCCUCGUUCAACCUCUUCCCAAAACCAUGCCGCCCAUUAUCGAUCCUCCCCUUAUCGAUCCGCCCGCGCGUGGAUCGGAUGACUCCAGCGAAGACACGUCGAGUAGCAGUGAUGAUAUUUCGGAUGAGGCUUCUGUCACAUCUGCCAUUAAAGACGAACCUUUUGAAGAUGAAGACUGUCUGACUAGCAUUCGCGUGUUCGGUCAUGAUGGCAUACACUCACGUCCUGGAGACCCCGUGGCCCAGUGGCCGCAGGAAGGCCCGAUGGCAGAACAAGUGGAAUCGACGACUCGACUGUCGAACUCGAUAGUUUCGCCUAAUUUCCUCCAUAGGGGGUCCACCAACCCACGAGUUAUUGCCCUGAUCAAUCAGCCAUCCUUCCCCUCAAAUCCCCUGUGCAGACAGGAAUUUCUUGAUAUGUGGGCCAAAUGCAGAUACGUGAAGGAAGGUUUGAUGAGCGCACGCGAGAUCCUCGAUUUCCGUAGGUUCUCUCAACAUCUGGCGCCGCAUUCGAAGAUUAUCAAUCUCAAUUUUCUUUCCCGUGAUACCCAUGAGCAAUUGCUCAUGGAAGACACAAUGUUAGGGUGUUCAUUGUUGACCAUAUCCUCCCGCUUUAUGACUCUUCCACACCCCGGGGGACGGCCACGGAGCACUUAUAUCCACAGCCAGCUGUGGAGGCACUGCGAGGACUUUAUUCAGCAUAUUCGAAAAUACUCUCAUUCAGACAGCCGCGUACUCGGCGCUAUCGAGAGCCUCUUAUUGCUGUCCGACUGGUUGCCUCGAUCUGCCCAGGAAACAGUCGAUCUUUCGUCCGAGUGGAGCGGAGAAUUAAUUUGUCCAGAUUUGGACAGUCAUACGGAGCAUGAUACCGGUGCCAGGUCGCCACCGGUGAAUUGGAAACACGACGUGCUCGGUCCUUUGCAGCGGUCAGAGAGAUUGUCUCGGCGGCUGAUCAGGGCUGCACUGAAUAUUGCCCGAGUUUCACGGAUCUUUUCUGACGAACCUCCACGGGCCUCGGAUCUUCAUGUUCGACAGGCAGGCCGACAAUCUCGCAUCAGAGAUCUACUUUCUAUCUAUUAUAUCAGAAUUUCCUGCUCACAUGGCCCACCUUUUCUUGAGAACGGUGCUCGGCAAGCAGUGUUUGGAUCUUCCAACGUCAGAAUCAUCGAGCCACUCUCCGACAGGUUCACAUGUUUGUGGCUGGAAUUGACGGUUAUCAUGGAAUCAGCGGGUGUCGUGUUUGCCUCACCAUCACCUCAGAUGGAGCACGUACUAGAGGGAGACUAUAGCAGCCUCCGGUCACACUGGCUUUUGCCCUUGGAUAGAUGGCGCGGAUGUUUUGACUCCGAAGUUUCCGGAAUGUCCCUUGAUCUCAGUUGUUUCUUAUUGAUCGAGUUCUACCACCUCCAGGCGUGUCUGAGUUCCCUGCCUAUUCAAGCAGUGGUCAACAGAGCACAGACGCAGCGCGGGAGACGUAUGCACUUGUCCUCCACCGGCAGAGCCGACGAUGCGCCUGAUGUACUGCCCACAGACCGAGAGCUCAUCGACCAGGUGAUCCAUAGCACUCUGAACAUCUUCCGCCUCGUCUAUACCAUUGGUCUCGGCAAGAGAUUGAACUACGCACCUCUUCGAAUUCGAAUAUGCAUUCUCUCGGCAUCUAUUCUGUAUCUCAAGGCUACGAGUCUUGGAGGGUAUAUGAUGCGUAGCAUUCUGGCGCAGAUGGCAGAAUUGAAGAUGUGCAUCACGGCGCUGCGAUCUGGUGGGAUUGAUGAGCUCGACUUUGUGCCCCGCCAUGCUCAGGUUCUGGAUCAACACUUGGAUGAGUUCCUCUGUCAAUUUGCGCCCGUACGAACCAGCGCCGGACAGAUGCUUCUCUCCGGGGAUGAAGGGGUUGCGCGCCCCUUGGAUCCUCAUAAUGGUCCAUGUACGACCGAUGAUAAGACCAUCCCGCUUGGGGUCAGCCCACAGUCGAUGGACUUUUUGAUCAAACAGUCGCAAUGA
Penicillium oxalicum is the source of this 2721-nucleotide messenger RNA. RefSeq lists its product as uncharacterized. NCBI's taxonomy places the organism in Eukaryota, Fungi, Ascomycota, Eurotiomycetes, Eurotiales, Aspergillaceae. Gene Ontology annotation, molecular function: DNA-binding transcription factor activity, RNA polymerase II-specific. The transcript is spliced from 3 exons. The coding region runs from base 1 to 2721 and encodes 906 amino acids. Gene Ontology annotation, cellular component: nucleus. The record is from RefSeq and is a predicted model, not a curated record. Gene Ontology annotation, biological process: positive regulation of transcription by RNA polymerase II; aromatic amino acid catabolic process.